This is a messenger RNA of Pelobates fuscus (common spadefoot toad), 5748 nucleotides long. It is a transcript of the gene ARL8B, whose product is annotated as ADP ribosylation factor like GTPase 8B. Bases 175 to 735 code for a protein of 186 amino acids. The transcript has 7 exons. The record is from RefSeq and is a predicted model, not a curated record. Gene Ontology annotation, molecular function: GTPase activity; GTP binding. Gene Ontology annotation, cellular component: lysosomal membrane. Gene Ontology annotation, biological process: protein transport; anterograde axonal transport. NCBI's taxonomy places the organism in Eukaryota, Metazoa, Chordata, Amphibia, Anura, Pelobatidae.
GUUCCCCCCUGGACUGUCAUCGAUAGUUCCGGUGUUUUUCCAGUCCUGAUGCUCGAAGUUCCGCUGGUCUCUUCUUAGAGUCUCCUCCUCUCCCCCUUCCACCCUCUGUUUCUCCGGUGUCUCCCUCACUCCAGCUGUACCUCCUCUCCCCGGUGUCCUCCCCCGGUCCCCGGGAUGCUGUCCCUCCUGUCUCGGCUGCUGGACUGGUUCCGCUCCCUCUUCUGGAAGGAGGAGAUGGAGCUCACCCUGGUUGGGCUGCAGCACUCAGGGAAAACCACGUUUGUCAAUGUCAUAGCGUCAGGUCAGUUCAGUGAAGAUAUGAUACCGACUGUAGGAUUCAACAUGCGUAAAGUUACCAAGGGCAACGUGACUAUAAAAAUAUGGGAUAUUGGAGGCCAACCACGUUUCCGCAGCAUGUGGGAACGUUAUUGUCGGGGUGUCAAUGCAAUAGUGUACAUGGUUGAUGCUGCAGACAGAGAGAAGAUUGAAGCAUCUAGUAAUGAACUACACAACCUUCUGGAAAAACCACAAUUACAGGGUAUUCCGGUCUUGGUUCUUGGUAACAAGCGAGAUCUUUCCAGUGCACUGGAUGAGAAGCAGCUCAUUGAAAAAAUGAGCCUUUCACUGAUCCAGGACCGGGAAAUUUGCUGCUACUCCAUCUCCUGUAAAGAGAAGGAUAACAUAGAUAUCACUCUUCAGUGGCUAAUCCAGCAUUCCAAGUCACGCCGCAGCUAAAGGUUCCUGCAAUAUUUUCUGCCGCUCUGCACUCUAGGAGAAGACCAUCUGCUCAGCACCCACAGACUUGCCUUUCCAGCUCGUAACGUGCACCCUGCAGUUUUCCUAUUCUGUUCACCAAGGAUUUAUUUGAUUCCCAACAAGAGGACGAGACCUCUUCAUUGUGGGAUGUGCCUUGUCCACGCUCCUCUAAAUUUAGUGGCUAUUUACCAUUGUUGCUUAACCAAUGCUGAUUUGAGAAUGCCUCUGGUAAGCUGUCCAUUUUGAGUUUGUGAUCAACCCUCUAAACUGCCCACCCCAAGUUGUAACCAUUUGAUCUAAUCUGCCAUCCUGGUUGUGUAAUCGACCUGCCCACCCUAGAUAUUGACUAUUUUGUCUAAGCUGUCCAUACUGGGAGAGUGACUGUCAUCUUACUAGGUGUGUAGUUGAGCCUCCAAGAUUUAUCAACUGUCUUCUCUUGGAGGGGACUUUAUCUCGGCUGUUCCCUGUAAUAUAUCAUCCUUUGAAGUGGAUGUCCUAUCCUUCAUGAUAUCCUUCCUUGUGAGUUGGCUCAUCUCCUCCAUCUUCUUCCUGUCCCAUCCUUUACCAGCUAUCCAGCCUGUAAAUUGCUAGUUAAUCGUCUCCUUACACUUUAUAUGUACCUGAUGUCCUGCUCUUCUUCUUCUUUUUGACCUUGAUGAUAGAAAAUGUUGGGAGAGUGAAGUGUCACCUGUAUUUAGAACAGGAGAUAACCCUUACACCAUCAGGGAAAAAUAAUAAAUUGAAUAGGAUAUUGGUAAUAUGAAUUACUGACCACUAAUUAAAGCAUAGAAAGGGUCAGUUGUUUAGCAUCAAGGUAUCUUCAUAUUCCUUUCAGGCAGCAUCCUGAUAGAUUGUUUCCAAGAUAAGCAAUAUAAAUGUAAUAUUAACAAAUUAUGAUAUCUAAUAUAUAUAUAUUUAUAAUUUUGAUGGGGGUGAUAAAUCACUUCCAUGUAAAAUAUUUAGAUGUAACUAUUCAUAACUAUUUGUUUUUUCUGGGACAAGUAAACAAAAAACAAUUGGUCAGUUGCCUAUUAAAACGGCAGACACCAGAUAUUGCUACAGCUUUAUACCUAAGAAGUAACUAUGGAUGAACUGUAGCAUUUUUACACAUUGGAAAGGAUUGACUUUUCUUAUAUUAAGAAAUACUAUUGAUCCAUACGAUCCGGCUGCGUGCAAACUGUGUCUGCAAACUUCAAACCCCGCUAUCUGAUGGUGUGACCUUUUGAAUUGCUAUACAUAAAAUGCGUAAUUGCUGUAAAAUGGAAGGUUUGCAUGUCAUGCUGGUAAAGCGAUAGGUUAAAAAUAGAGAGUGCUUAUAUGAAAUAUCAAGGGAAUUGCAAUCUGGGUACAUGGGAUGUGUCCCGUCUAUUGUAAAAUUAGUCACUGGUCAAAACUGUUGGACAUGUUUAGACUGUACUGUAGUAUUUGACAUUAUGACCCCCUUCACAUAAAAAAGGAUGUUUUAUUGUUCGAAUCAGAAAUACCAAGAAAUACCAAUUAUAUAAAAAUAUUUAUUUAACCAAAAAGGAUACAUUUAGCUUUCGCAAGUUUUAAAAUAUGACCUGGGCCCCUUUUUGUUCAAAUAUAAUAACAUACUAUUAACUCAAUAAUACUCCUGUUUUGCUGAUUUAAUUUAUAGAAUGCUAAUGCCCUUUUAUGAAAGUAAUGUCUUUUUGAGCUUGAUAUAAAAAUCUGCGAUGACAGCACAGGAAAUAGUCCCUGGCUGUGUUUUCUUUUUUUGUGUCUUAAGAUUAAGGAAAUUAUGUAAAGUAAUUUUGGAAAUAAUGGUAUAGUGGCAUUAAGAAGAGCUGUUGGCACAUUACUAUAUCAAACUUCAGAAGUAGGCUGUUAUAUUCUGACUGUUUAAAGACUUGUUUAAAAUCAUGGCAUAUUCUAACUUAUCAGGAAAUGUAUAUAUAUUCUAUAAGUGGGGGGUUCAUGGGAACCUGGGAAUAAGGAUUUAAUCAAGUUUUUAAUGGAGAUAUGCCCAAACAAAGGGGGGUGGGUGUGAAAUACCAAGGGGCAACUACUUUUUUUGUAGUGCAGGACAAUUUUUGAAGGCGUAAAAGUAAAACUCCAGACACCAAAAUGCCAACCAUGCAUCUAAUAGCAUCAUCAAACUAUUCGUAUUUUUGUUUUGUAUAACUAGUGUAUGUUUUUUGCAACAAAAAAAAAGCAUAACAUUCGAAGUUGGACCCAUGUUCCAUGGACAGUCAUCCAGAAAUAAGAACCUUUUUUUUCAGUUGCCACCCACCCACAAGAGAUGACCAAAUCAGGAUUUCUGGAACAUGGUGCAUUUUCUAUUCUUACACCUCAAGUCCUGGAAUUCACUCAGCAGAGUGUGCAAACCAUCACAUCCAUUAAUGGCUGGAAGACAAUCGAUGAAGCAGAAUGAACAUUAAUGUCUUGGCCAAAAUGUUUAGAGUGUGGAACUCUUGUGUGUAGUGACCAUUCAAUUUGACCACAUUUCUGUAAAAAAAAAAAAAAAAAAAAUCCAAUUCUAAAUAUCACCUAUAUCGCAUAUGCUUGCCAGAAAUAUUGCUGUUACACAUUUUUGGUGAGCGGUGAUUUUUUUUAUUUUUUGUUGCAGUCUACGUAUCCAUUCUGGCACAGUGUGAAAGUCAUAUGUCAUGGCAGGUAGAAUAUAGCCAGCUCUGGACAAACUUUGAACGUGUAUAUCUGAAUAUGUCGGAAGAUCCAGUGGAUUUUUAAAAAAAAUCUUUUUAAUUCCAUCACUGUAAAGGUCAAGCCACAUCUGUCUCAUCUCAAGGUGACCUUUCCUUCUCUCUGAGAUGCCUUUGAUUUUUCAAAAUAGUUUUUUUGAAAUCUGCCAGUUGUGCUUUAUGGAUAAAAAAUGUACUACUGAUUUUACUGUGUGCAGAGCAGGACAUUAAAAACAAAAUUACCGGUACUUGCCCAUCAUAAUGCCGAGCAAUCACCCUUUAGAAGAAAGCAAUCGAAAUUAAUGGUUUGCACUCUUCUCUCCAAACGUGGAACUCAUAUGUUGCAGCAUUGAAGCUCUGUCUUCCAUUUCUUCCCCUACUGUAAGCUCAUCAAAAUAUGCUUGGUAGUUCUCCCUUCUCCCUACCUUUGUAAGAUGUGUUUGUGACACUUGCUUUUGAUGCAAUUCUCUGUCAGACUCUCUGCUUUAGCCAAUGAUACACUGCUGCUAUAUUAUUUUUAUUGUUUUUGCUGCGUUUUGCUUGUGCCUAUAACAUAAUCUGAUGAGAAUCAAAGGAGUUUCCUGAUGGAAGAGGACACUUUCUUGUGUUCCCCAUCAUCCUGAAAACCACAACCAUUUUGCGGACCUGUUCAUUAAAGGAUCACUAUAGGGUCAGGAACACAAACCUGUAUUCCUGACCCUAUAGUGCUAAAACCACCAUGUAGGUGGCUUGCCCCCUCUUAGCCUGCCUAUAAAGGUUUAAAACUCGCUUUAUUUCCAGCGCCGUGUGGCUCUGGCGGCGCUGGCCCGCCCCCUUUGUGACAUAAUCAAAAUGGCUGAUUUUCAGCCAAUUCAAUGCUUUCCCAUAGGGAAAUUGGCACAGGGGCAGGGCCAAAAAAGAUGCAUCUCUACGAGGAAAAUUCAGCAUCUCCAUGCAGAGCGUGGGAACGCUGAAUGGCAGGGCUGCUUACUGUGCAGCAAUGAGCCAGGAAGCCCCUCCAGUGGCCAUCUGAGUAGUGGCCACUUGGAGGUGUCCCUAGGGGCAAUGUAAACACUGCCUUUUCUCUGAAAAGGCAGUGUUUGCAUUAAAAUGCCUGAAGGGAGCUAUUAUACUCACCAGAACAACUCCAUUAAGCUGUAGUUGUUCUGGUGACUAUAGUGUCCCUUUAAGCCUUUGUAAUAAAUAAUUGUUUUGUAUGUCGGAGAUGCCCUGCUCUCAGAAUAAUGACAAUAAUUAACAAGUGGCCUCUCACCUAUUUAAAGCUUCAAUUUUGAGAAAAUGCAUCUGGUAUUAACUAAUACAAAGAUUGCAGAAAAAUAAAUCCAAGAUUUGCAAUUCCCAUGAUUGUCAGUCUUCAGGCUGUCAAAGCAUCGAGGGAGUAAUAGUUUUACAACCGUUGUCCACCCCGGAUCUAAUGUUUCGCAAUAAUUAAAUAAAACAAAACAUAUCUUGCAUCUUCUAAAGUUAAUAAAAAAUUGUUCUGUACACAUCACAAAGUGCAAAUAAAGGCUGGAAAUUACCAUUAGUCAGUGAUGCGUUAAGAAGUUUAGUACGCAUUAAAAUAUUAUAUAAUGUAAACUUUUCUCUCCUGAUUAGUAACUUUUUCACUUGACAAGUGCAAAUCAUUGAUUAUUUUUCUAGGCCUGAGUGUAUGUUUAAAUAGGUUGGUUCUCACUUGUAUUCUUAGAUAUAUGUAAUUAAACAGGCCAUUAAAGCCAACUUUAUUCUCAGCAAAACCAGGGUAAGACAUACAAUAAAAAAAAGCAUUGUAGGAGCAAUGGCUAAUAGGAUAUGCAUAUAUAAAUACUGUACAUAUAGUACGUAUAAUGAUGUACUGUAUAUACCAGUGAUGAUUGUACAGCGCUUUGGAAUUUGAUGGCGCUAUAUAAAUAGUAAAUUAAUAAUGAUUGACCUUGACACUUCAGACAUUUGUGAAUAACAUUUCGGACAAUGCUUAGCUAGUCAAUGCUUACUGAGCAUCAGGGGAAUGUAGUCUAAUUGCCUCUAGUGCUAUAGUGUGUAUAGUGGUAUAAUGUGUAAUUGAACAUUCGGUACAGAACUCCCACAGGAAGCUAAAAGUAUAAAAUAAGCUUUAUUUAAAACUUUGCAUGUUAAAGAGUUCAGGGUCAUUAGAAACAUUGAAUAACGGGGCUUUUAAAGGACCACUAUAGUGCCAUGAAAACACUCUUUUUCCUGGCACUAUAAGGUCUCUUGGUCCCCCCCCACCCUUAGGGUCCCCUCCCCCCGGGCUCUAGGGUGAGGAAGGGGUUAAACACAUACCUUUUCUCCACCGCCGGGCUCCCUCGGCGGUGGAGACCCUCCGCCUCCU